Molecule: messenger RNA, 1262 nt
Organism: Neoarthrinium moseri
Lineage: Eukaryota; Fungi; Ascomycota; Sordariomycetes; Amphisphaeriales; Apiosporaceae
Exons: 2
Source: RefSeq, a predicted model, not a curated record
AUGGCGAUCUCUUCUACUAGGGUGGCCCUGUAUAUCGCCCUCUUGUCUAUCCCCUUUGCCUACCUGUACCCAGGGAUACAAAGGGUCAUAACGGUGUUGGGUGUGUUCCGAACUCCAGCGACUGUUCAACUGACGAGCUCGGAGGAUCUGGUAUACGUCGAUGGAACCAUCCACUGCGAGGACGUCCACUACCAUGCUCCAAGCCACAAGUUGUUCACGGCGUGUGAAGAUUCGCCCGUGACAAGAUUUGGCUGGUUCCCUCCUCUGGCCAAGUUCAACGCCUCGGUCCUCAACCAAGCCCGAGGGGGGCUAUUCGUGAUCGACCCCGUUACCAAAAAAGCACAAAAGUUGGAACUGGAGAAAUUCAGAGGUCCAUUUGUGACACAUGGAAUCGAUGUAAUUCCGGACCCUGGGAAGCGUGAAGGUGAGGCCGUGUACAUUUUUGCGGUCAACCAUCUGCCGAAUCCAGAGUUCUACUCCUAUGCUAGCGGUUACCAAGUUGAUCCCGAGGCAACCGCUGGCAAAGCUGUUCCAAAGGCACGCUCCCAGAUUGAGGUAUUCUACCAUAAGGUUGGCUCCUCCAAGGCCCAGCACAUCCGUUCUGUAUGGCACCCGGCGAUCAAGACGCCCAAUGACAUAUUCGCGCUGAGUCCACAGCAUUUCCUCGUCACGAAUGACCACUACUACCGCGAGGGUCUGAUGCGAGAGGUCGAAGAUAUCUAUCCCGGUGCCAAAUGGUCAAAUACCCUCGACAUCGAAGUAUCCGACCUCUCUAAAACUGCCGAGGCGUCAUCUGGAGUGAAAGUCAAGGUCGUUGUUGACAGCAUACACAACAACAACGGUCUUAGCCAUGGCCGCACUGAAAACGAGGUUCUCAUUGGCAGUGCCGUUGGAGGAAGCCUCCAUUUUGGUAGUAUAUCCCACGACCCCAGCUCCGUCCAGGUCGGAGAUAUUCUGUACCUCGAUUCCGCGAUCGACAAUCCAAGCUACUUUGUCGAUCCGUACGGUGGCACAGCAAGCUCAGCUGACAAGAGCGGAUAUGUGCUCGCCGGCCUCGGCCGAGCCAUCGAUCUAAGCAAGACGAAGCAUGACCCUCACGGCAAAGACCCUGUUGUGGUCUGGUAUGCCAAGAAAAGCGAGGAUGGGGCAUGGAACACGAGACUCUUGUUUGAGGACGACUCGUCUAGGAUCCGUUCCGCCAGCGCUGCGGUUCUCGUUGCAAUCGACCCCGCCAAGGAGGAUGGAAAACGACGUGCCUGGCU